GUGAGCGGUCCCGGCGGUGUGCCUCGGGGGGCCGUGUGUGGUCGUCUCCUGAGAUCCCCCGUGGGCUACGCUCGGGGCUGUGGGACCUGUAAGGAGCUCAGGCCGGUCCUCCGGGGUUCCGCUGCCGUGGGUGAGUGGUCAGCCAGGGAGAGUGCGGAGGAGCCUUUGGGGUAGCGGUGCGAUGAGCAGCUCUGCAGAAGAGGAGGGUGAAUGUGAACGGACAGCAAGGCUAAGAGUGGGAGUAAGAGCAGCCCUCGCUCCUGGAAGCAAGCGCUGCGCUACGCUUAUGGCUCAAGCAAGCAACACAAGGCCUCCCAAUCCUACUUGGCUACGGUUAAUGAGCUUUCUGCCUUAAGUCACCUGCAGGACUGCCCUUUGGCACCUCCAGAAGUGCCGCUGCUACCCAUAUGUAGAGCAGGAGGAUGAUGAAAUUGUAUGGGAUCUGCUGACUGAUUUAUCUGAAAACUAACCUACAAAGAGAGUUGGAUCAGAUGACUUUUGAAGGUCCUCAACCAAUUCUGUGAUUUGAUUCUGCACUCCAGUGUCCAGAAGCUGAAGCUGUCAUCUGCUUUGGAGCAACAUUGCUGGACCUGAUGUUUUAACAGCCGGCUUUCAGGACAUCAAUGUUAUGUGUCUGAUUUGAUAAUUGCCACCAUGUGAGGUUGGAGUAAAUAUAGCACAUCAGGAGCUUUAUUAUAAAUGAGCACUGAUUCAGCCCUUGGGCUGUCAUUUCUUGGCACUUGCAUUGGUGAUUUUUCAGGUACUUUGCUUCUAAGGCAUGGAGAAGGCGAUUGUUCGUCCAUAUAAAAGGCCAAAUGCUCUCUGUAGGCUGAUUUGCUUUCCCUGGGCUGGAGGUGGAACUUCUCACUUUGCUCAAUGGGGCAAACUCUUUAGCAGCUCAAUUGAAGUGUCAGUUGUAAGGCUUCCUGGAAGAGAAAGUCGCGCUAAGGAGCCUUUUGCAAAGGACAUGACAGCUGUCAUUAAUGAAAUAACCAGUGCUUUGCUGAAAGAUCUGCAAGAAAAACCAUUCGCCUUCUUUGGUCACAGUUUUGGAGCUUACAUCAGCUAUGCAGUUGCAGUACACUUGAAAGAAAAGCAUGGACUAGAGCCGAUCCAUCUUUUUUUAUCAGGGGUAUAUGCCCCACAUUCUGAAGCAUUUCUUCUGAUGGGAAAAGUAAACGAAGCAAAGGAUGAAGACAUUCUUGAACAUGUCAAAUUCUUAGGAGGAACUCCUUCUGAGUUUCUGAAAAAUGAGGACAUCAAGAAACACUUGAUACUUACUGUAAGAAAAGAUGUUAGCAUUCUUCAGACAUACUCUUUCGAGAAGGCAGAAAGAAAAACCAUCUUCUCUUGUGAUGUCACCUGCUUUGAUGGCUCUGAAGAAACAGUGCAUGAUGCCGAAGCCUGGCUCAAUAUAACCAGAGGAGAUACUUCCAUUUACAGUCUUCCUGGAGGUCACUUUUAUCUGCUGGAACCUUCAAAUGAAAUUUUCUUGAUAAAACACAUAACCAAGUGCAUAGAAAAUGCUGCUUUAUGAGUAUUUCCCUCUAUUUUAAUAGCAAGUGCAAGUCUACAGCACUUAAUAAUUAAGUCAUUCUUUCUGCUGAAUUGCACUGUUAUGCCUAAAAGUUACUCUGU
Molecule: messenger RNA, 1638 nt
Organism: Lagopus leucura (white-tailed ptarmigan)
Lineage: Eukaryota; Metazoa; Chordata; Aves; Galliformes; Phasianidae
Gene: OLAH
Product: oleoyl-ACP hydrolase
Exons: 11
Coding region: 779-1537 (252 amino acids)
Biological process (GO): lipid biosynthetic process
Source: RefSeq, a predicted model, not a curated record